This is a messenger RNA of Zootermopsis nevadensis, 4215 nucleotides long. The record is from RefSeq and is a predicted model, not a curated record. Lineage: Eukaryota; Metazoa; Arthropoda; Insecta; Blattodea; Termopsidae.
AUGUCGACGCCAAGCUCCGUUCGUGACGCACGAGAACACAAACUUCUUCCACGAAGCAACGAGAUACAACUGGCAAAUGAAAUGUUGCAGAACCUCCACGAGGAAUCCGAGUGGCCUCUUCUGAGCUGUCAGCUCGACAAACCAAUAUCAGACAGCGACAAUGCGCAUAAACAUCAGAGUUACAUCAUAACUCUGUGGCCUGAUGGAGUCGAUGGCGUAAUUGACUCGCUGCAACAGCAAAUUUAUAAUUUAUUGUCGUAUGAAAAUUCAUUCAAUCACAGAGCAAGAUUUCUCCUUGUAGUAAUGGACUACGGCGUUAAGGUGCCAGAGCUAGACGCCUUGAAAAUGUUUGAGAUGUUGUGGAACCCCUACAAAAUCAUCAACGUACUGAUUUUAUUGCCAGAUAUCAACACAGCCCACAAAACCAGUUCAAAUCGCGCGUACGAUACACUUAAUUUAUAUACAUGUUUCCCUUACGACUCGGAGCAAUGUGGUGAAGCCAGAAAAGUCGAUCUGCUUGACCAGUGCCUCCUGGAUGUUGACGGAAGACUUCACAGUAACGCAAACUUAUUCCCCGUCAAAGUUCCCAGGAAUCUCCACGGCUGUCCUCUGGUCGUUGCUCCGAUCGAACGAAUUCCUUUCGUAAGACAGACAACGAAUCACACGGACUCCGAAGGCGACGUCACGUACGUGUUUGAAGGUCUAGAAGUCGAGUACGUUCUAAACUUGGCCGAAGCGAUGAAUUUUACACCGGUGUUCCUUCAACGACGAGUUGGAGAUUUCGUUCAGGUACGACUGGAGAUAUUCAUGGAGUUAUCACAGGGAUUUGUGGAUAUCACCGUGGGAACACAUCCACUGCACCUCCUCCUCGCUAGAGCGGCCGACCCAGUGAGGCCCUACUACGAACUGACCAUGAGAUGGUGGGUUCCGUGCGCCACGCCUGCUCCUAGAAUGGAGAAGAUCAUGGCAGUUUUCACACCUUCCGUCUGGGUCUCCAUUCUUGCAGUAUUCAUACUGACAGCCGUCGUAUUUUGGAGGACAGCCGUGGGACCGCGAUCCGUUUCCCGAACAGAUUCCAAAAUUUUCAAAACCUUUCACUACACCUUUUACAACGUGUGGGCUAUUUUCUUAGGGGUAUCAGUGCCAAAACAGCCUAAAACUAUUCGUCUCAGAGGAAUAUUUUUAAUUUACGCCUGGUACUCGUUUGCCAUGAGCACCGUACUUCAAGUUUUUUUAAUAUCUUUUCUGGUCAAUCCGGGAUACAACAAACGAGUAGAUAAUUUUGAGGAACUCGUAAAUUCUGAUCUAAAACUCGCGACAGACACAAAAAUGAUGAGUUUCGCGAAUUCCUCAGGUUACUGGGAAUAUCUUAGAGUAGGCCUGUCCACUGACAGUUGCUCCGACAUAGACGAAUGUCUGAUCCAACUGGUGAGGUACAAGAACAUUACGACGGUGUCGUCUGGCUUUCAGUUUGAGUACGUACUCGCUAAAAUUGGCAGAACUAAAGACAAGCAAAGAUUCUUAUGUACCAUCCCUGAGAUCGUUGUUACGUCAAGAUUUUCUAUGUACGUGUCAAAAGGAAAUCCACUUCUGGAUCGCUUUAAUUUAUGGAUUCAGCGCGUUACAGAAUCGGGGCUUGUUAAGAAAUACUGGUCUGAAUUUAUAUGGAACGUGACAGUAGAGGGCCUGAGGGCACCCGGAUGGGACCACAGUGACGACACUGAGAGUGAUGACAGCAUGUUCUUCGUCUUCACACUUUCUCACCUGAGUGUAGCUUUCUGCCAGCUUCUCAUUUGUUACCUAUUUUCUUUCGCUGUAUUUGUAGCUGAGUGUAGACUUUAAGGGGUUUGCAGUCUAUAAACAAGUAGACCACUGGAAAGGGCGCAUAUAUUUCUCCAGACGCUUGCUUCAUACUUCACAGUCUUUAACAUUAGCUCAUUUAAUGUCCACAUAAAUAAUACAGAAUGAGCCAAUCGCAUUGCACAGCCUGCUAAUGACUUUGAAGUUCAUCUCAAUACAGUAAUAAGCUUAUUAAAGAAUUCGGGUCGUACCUCAAAGAAAACACUACUCGCGGUCGACCGAAGUCGUUCAUUGGUCUUAACCACGUUCCUUAAGUUAACAGCUGUCCUGAUUGGUUCGACGAGAAUCAAGCCUGGUUAUAUAUCUGGUAUUUCUUCUCGGGGCGAUAAAAAGCGUGUAAGGAUUAGGAGCAGGACGUGUGGCAUGGUAUCAGGACCUGGAAGGACAUUACGUGACGAAUUUCAACUUCAUAGCCCAGUCACGUCGAAACCCCUAUCUGGUAGGCAACUCUCACGAUCUUUUAUGGCAAAAACUGACAAUGACAGAUGCAAAAUGGACCGCGAAACUUUAACCUAACUGCAGAUUUAUCAGAAUAAACAACACGAAAUUAAUCAAUAAGAAUGAAAAUUAAAUUCGACCCACUACCACCACUAUUGUAAAACAAAAAACCCUCAGACAGGCCCACCGAAUUUAAUCGAAAUUCGUUCAGUAGUUUCGUAUACACUGUCAGAUGUUCAUACUCAAAUAUCCAAUUAUAUUCAUAAAAAAAACCAGCCUACACAAUUUAAGUUACGUUAGUGUUUAUCUGAAGGAUAUAAAUAUAGAACGUAAAUGAUUACAUUAAAAUGACCACGUUUCACGCUACUUUCACGUUUGUGUGCAUGCUCGACGCGCGUCAGAAGACCGCCCCUCGUCUCUGAUUUGCGUGUCCUUCCGAGUGGCAGCCACGUCAUGCAAUAUCUUCGUUACCGUAUCUGAUUCGGUCCGCAGUUACAGAACGGUGAAAUGUGGCAUCCGCCAGUACGUCACAAAACCUAUCUACAGCGAACUACAGAUUAGCAAACAGACAUUCAUAAAUCAACGUUUUCUAUCACAACAUCGGGCCUAACACGAAAGGAAGAUAAUCUCACUGUCUUGGGGGCUGGCACGUGCUUCGAUCCGUACCCAUCAAUCACAAAUAUGGAGGCGAAAUGUAAACAGAUGUUGUCAUCAGAUUUCUUCCACUGAAUCUUUAUGUGAUGGGUGUUGGUGAUCCAACACACGCCUGAUAUUAACACUUCUCUGAGAUGGAAUGUUCCCUGUGCCAGACCUCUUCUGAGAACGGGGCAAAUUCUGUCAGUAUUUGCUCCACCUAUUUGGCUGACCAUCGUUACAGUAUUCAUUGUAACAACCGCUAUAUUUUGGCUCACAGGAAAUUCUUCAAUCGUAUACAAGAAUUCAACUAUUUAAAAACUCUUUCUCAUUGUUUCUAUAACGUGUGGGCUGUUCUAACAGAUGUUUCUGUUACCAUGAUGCUGAAAAGCCGUUGUCUCCGGAUGUUAUUCUUUGUAUUUGUUUGCUACUGUUUUGUAAUGUAUUCCAAGUUUUCAUCAUCCCUUGUCUGUCAAACAGAACAUGAAAAACAAACUAAAACCUUAGACAAACUAGCAGAUUCUGAAGUAAGUGGCAGUCUGCACCCACGGGUACAGAUGGCAGUCGAUGCAACAGGUUAUGAAGACCAUAAAAAAACUUAAAGCAGACAUAACCUGUUCAUAUUGUGAUUCAUGUUUGGAAUCAGUAAUUGCAGAAAAUAACUGUGACUGACUUUGAAUGAGUUGGUAUGAAUUUUAAAAGACUACUGCUCUGAAAUUCUAACCUAAUAUCUGAACUACGGGACUGGUAUUUCAUGCACCAAACUGAUUACCCCACCUGUUCAAACACGGCAAUCUAAAUCUCUGCACAGUAAAUGUGAACAAACAUGGUUUUCCUACAAGAAAUAGGUGUCAAGAUUUAUACAAUGGACGUACAUUAAGACAUGAAGAAAGACUCUCAGGCUACAAGCUGUCAGGUGACUGAACAAAGUUAAAUUAACUAGUCACGUACAUCAAUCAAAAAAAUGUAUCUUGAUGGUUCGAAAAUAGUUGUGGAAUCAAAUCCUCUAUCUGCAUUUCCAAGUAUGUUACACUACACAGAAGAAAUUGCCUCAACUUAUAAUUCGAAGCCAUUAUAAAAAACAUGCAAGGAAUAAUGGUAGUGCUUUCUUAUGUAAUUAUUUUUGCGGUAAUACUGUAGUUGACUUUAAAUUACUGUCAUAACUAUGUAAUUUAUAUUUGUAUAAGUAUUCUACUUGUGCUAUGACAUGUUCUACAACCUUAGCCUUGGCCCAUGAAGGCUCUAUGGAAUGUAAAUAAAUUCUAUUCCAUUCAAUGCACAGAA